GUACAUACCCUGAAUUUGGUUAGCCUCACUGACGAGAACAAUGGACGUUUCUUACCCCUCUCUAGGAUUACCCCUGAUCUGGGUGAAUGCGCUGGUCUGCAUUAACUUACAAUUUGUAUGUUUGCCAUAAGAAGUGAUAACGAUUACAGCCAGAAACCCAUUGAGAGUACACACCACGGCGUUUGGUUUAUUUAAUGUCACUUACAGUCUGUCAAGAUGCUGACUCCUGCUUUUGAGCUGUCACAGGAUGAAACUUUUCUCAUACUUAUUGUGAGAGUCCCAUUUGCCAAAGUCUCAGAAACUGAAAUUUUCAUCGAAGAAAAUGAAGUUAAAUUUUAUUCUCAACCUUAUUAUCUGUGUCUCACCUUACCUGGCAAUGUUAUAGAGGAUGGUCGGGAAACUGCUCAGUAUGAGGCUGAAUCUGGCUCCUUCACCAUCAGGAUUCCAAAAGAAGUCCCAGGCCAGUGGUUUGAGGGUCUGGAUAUGUUAACCAAGCUUCUUGCACCAAAGGGAGAAAGCAGUGCUAGUCUCCCAGUCAUGGAAGUUUUGGGAGAAGACAUAUCAGCUUCUGGUGAUGAUACAUUGGAUGAUGCGACCAUGUUUGAAGAUUUUGACUGGCAGUAUCCCCAAAAACCUUUUGUUGAAGAAGCUGUUUGCCUAAAUGGGCCAACAUAUGGCUUUGCAAAUAGGCGUCAUGGUGUGUUCAAGAGACUUCAGGAGGAAAUGCUGGGUAUUAUUGAUCUGAGUGAUCCUGAUUCUGUUACAGUGAAUGAAAGAUCAAAAUUGAUGACUUCUUCAGAGAAAGCACAUUUUGAUGAGGAUCACUAUCUUUUUGAUUUAUUUCAAAAUGAUGAUCAGCUGACACCCAUUUUAUCAUACCAGCCUGUCUGGUACAAAUAUAAACCAGAGCUCCCUGUGGAGUUCAGUGAAGAAGAAAAAGAGAGAAUGAUGCAGCUUCCAAGGAAGCAAUAUUUGUUAGACAAAACUGAACUUGUGCAAGUUCUUUUGGCCCUAAUAGAUAUCGUCUAUGCAUUUGCUUAUAAUCAUAGAACAACAGAAGGAGAAAGUACAGUGGAGUCAGCCUGGACCAUCAAAAAAAUCAGUAGUACCUUGUCUUGGUUGGGAGUGCACCAAAGUAUUCAAAACACUGUGCUGACAAGUUUUAGAAGAAGUUUGUGUUUUCCACUGUUUAGAAACUGGGAUCUAAGCCGUAAAGUCCUAAAGGACACACUGAUGAUAUUCAAGAGUGGCAGAAAUAGGAUACUAAAAUGUCUUCUGGAAAUUCACAAAAUUUUUGCUAAUAGUGACUUGUGUUACAUUUUAAAUGAUCUAUACAUCACUGACUAUUGUGUUUGGGUACAAUCUGUAAGUGAAAAACAAAUAGCUUCUGUAUUUCAUUCUUUAAAGGAAAUCAAGGUGAACAAGAGUGAUGUUGACUUGGAUUUGGUAGAGCUUGAGCAGGCUGCCAAAAUGGUCCAAGAAGAAGAGGAGGAGGAGGAAAGUGAUGGUUUAGCCCAGGGGCUGGCACAGGUGUCUUUAAAUGCCAGUUCAUCUGGCAGGUUACCCAGUCCUGAGAAUGACCAAGAAAGCUCUAGUUUAGAGGAGUCAGAUACCACUGAGAUAGGCAGUGAUGAAAGUGAAAGUGAAAGUGACAGCAGUGCAGUUGUAAGCAAUGAUGAAUCAGACUCUGUAAAUAUUAACUCACAUGCCUCUAAAAAAGCCAUGCUUUCUGUAAAACUUCCUGAAAAUAUGGCAGUUUGUACUCCAAUGAGUAUUGGAACCAAUCCUUGCAGCAAGCAAGACCAAUCUGAGGUGUCUGGUACAGGACACAGUUCAAAGUCUGUACUUGAGGUUUUAACCAGCAUCUGUCCAGCUGGAUCAAGUAGUGAAGAUGAAGUUUAUGUUGGUGUUGUUCAGGAAAGUGAACCAAAGAGAACACCACUUAUUGAAGAGAUUUAAUUUGCAAUAAUAUAUUUAUGCCUCAUAGUGCUGAACUCUAUUCAUCUAGCUAAUCCAUUUAAAUGAUAGUAGAAUCAUGUGCUUACAAGUGGCAUUUUGGUCUAUCAUGUAAAAUGUUAUUAAAACAUGAGCAGUGCAUUGUUUGCAAACAAUAUAUAAAUAGCACAUGUAUACAAAUAUGGUGUAAAUUAUGUGCCAUAUACAAAAAGUUAAAAAAAGUUACAGUCGUUUCUAUGUAAAACAAUUCAUUCAAAUCCAUAACAUAGCUGUUUACAUGGAUGUUUUGAGGGACACCUGCUGUGUAUCUUGAUGAAGCAUGUUAAUUUUGUUACAAAUAGUUAAUUUCAUAUUAAAAUGAGGAUGAUGUUUACAUGCAAAUAUGAGCUAAAAUUGAAGGACUUCUGGACAAAAUGUGUUAUGCACUUAGGCGGGUAAUAUUGUGAAAGAAUAUAAUUUCUCAGUGAUACCUAAUAUGUAUAACGUGUUUGACAUGUAAGAUGUGUGUCUAUUGUUGAAAAAUGUCAUAAUGAAACCAUCCUAUUUGUGCUUUUCUGCUA
Lingula anatina is the source of this 2516-nucleotide messenger RNA. Its product is annotated as protein SHQ1 homolog. NCBI's taxonomy places the organism in Eukaryota, Metazoa, Brachiopoda, Lingulata, Lingulida, Lingulidae. The record is from RefSeq and is a predicted model, not a curated record. Gene Ontology annotation, cellular component: nucleoplasm; cytoplasm. Gene Ontology annotation, biological process: box H/ACA snoRNP assembly.